Messenger RNA from Haemonchus placei, 573 nucleotides. NCBI's taxonomy places the organism in Eukaryota, Metazoa, Nematoda, Chromadorea, Rhabditida, Trichostrongylidae. The record is from the annotation of a GenBank genome assembly.
CGUUCGAUGACGUCAAAUGCCGAAAUAUUUGAUGACCAGCUGUGCCAACCAUCGUCUUCUUCCCAAUCGACGGGUAUUUUCCCAUGGAAUCAAUUGCCGAGGGAAUUGCAAGUGAAAAUUCUGCGGAACUUGAGCCGUCGAGAUCUCAGCCAAUGUCGUUCACUGAACAAGGAAAUGUUCGAAAUUAUACGGAGCAACGAAAGUUCCAUGAGGAGACGACACCUUGAUCUUUUGCGGAUAGAGCGGAUCGGUCAGAAUCGGGUUCAGUUGGUCAUGCGAUGUGAUGAGGAGGGAAAGAGCAGGAAAUGGGUCGCCUGCCAAAAAAGGAAGAGACGAGAUCCCGCAGGGUUGGAUACAGAUAUCAAGAACGCGUUCGUGGCACUGUUUCCAACGGUAGCGGCGGCCUCAUUAGGUGCUAUCGCUUCUCGAGGUAACCGAUCGACACACGAUGCUGAACUGCUCUCCUCCUCCACUGAAAUUCCAUCAGCAAUCAUCGAUCGGUUGGCAGAAGUGACUAGAGGAAGCGAAAUAGAUCGGUUACGAAUCAAUGAGGGCGUUAUGCGAGAGGAAUGA